CGCCGACGACGAUCAUGGCAUAUCCAAAUACACCGUUCAUCCAGAUGACACCAGGACCGUCUGCACCCUCUACGCCAAUUUCCGCACCGCGAGGGCGUGGGACAGGUGCAAAACGCGGUCGUAAACCUCGUGGCGCGUUCCCAAACGUUGCUUCGGAUACUGGCCGAGCAACUCCUCAACAACCACAAGCGAGUUCGAGUGCAUUCACACCUCUACAAUGGGCGACACCUGCUGCAACUGCAUCGCCGUCUGCUGCUGAAAUCAUCCUGGCCACGGAGAAGACUGUCACUGCUGGUACUGUUCCUGCGGCUGGAAAUCCUGCCGUCGCAAUUACAAAACCUGAAGGUGGUGACGACGACGGAGAGGAUGAGAUUCUACCCGCUAUGGCAGACGAUGACUAUUCUGCACAACUCUCCUGGCAGAGCGAAAGUAAAGAUAACUUGAAAGUCCUCAUGGACAAUUUCAGUGCUGCUCAGUAUGAUCGGUUCGAAGCGUACAGGAGGCAUGCGUUACCAAAGCAAGCCAUUCGAAGAGUAAUACAACAGACGACUGGUCAGCAAGUCUCCCAACCCGUGGCACAAAUAAUAGCAGGCUUUGCCAAGGUGUUUGUAGGGGAGAUAGUAGAGAAGGGCCGGGCAGUUCAGGCACGACGAGGUGAAAGUGGGCCACUUUCCCCCGACCAUCUUCGGGAGGCGUAUCGGCUAUACCAGGCAGAGGCAGGAAGAGUGGGUAGUGCUCGUCCUGGUAGAGGUCGGCGGUUAUUCCAUCGAUAACACAACGCAUGAUGUGGUGUGCCCUUGCGUACAUAGACGGUGCAGCGGG
This is a messenger RNA of Pisolithus orientalis, 822 nucleotides long. Its product is annotated as TAFII28-domain-containing protein. Bases 15 to 773 code for a protein of 252 amino acids. Gene Ontology annotation, biological process: RNA polymerase II preinitiation complex assembly; transcription initiation at RNA polymerase II promoter. The transcript has 5 exons. Lineage: Eukaryota; Fungi; Basidiomycota; Agaricomycetes; Boletales; Pisolithaceae. Gene Ontology annotation, molecular function: transcription coactivator activity; protein heterodimerization activity. The record is from RefSeq and is a predicted model, not a curated record. Gene Ontology annotation, cellular component: nucleus; transcription factor TFIID complex.